Molecule: messenger RNA, 617 nt
Organism: Eucalyptus grandis
Lineage: Eukaryota; Viridiplantae; Streptophyta; Magnoliopsida; Myrtales; Myrtaceae
Exons: 3
Coding region: 79-240 (53 amino acids)
Biological process (GO): proton motive force-driven ATP synthesis
Molecular function (GO): proton transmembrane transporter activity
Source: RefSeq, a predicted model, not a curated record
CUCUCUCUAAACUCUUGUCUUCUCCGAUUGAUCUCGCGAGGCAGGAGCUUUACGUUCACCGAGCACGGGGCAUUUCCAAUGGCGCCGCCUCCAGGGCCUUACUCCGGAACCAGCACUCUCGCUUUGGUGGCUCGCGUUUCGGCCUUCUCUUUCGGAGUUGUCUACGGGAGCGUCAAGUUGAAGUUUCUCAAGGCGAAGGCCAAGUCCCAAAGGAAAGCCGAGGCCAAGGCUCAUCAUUGACUGUAACAGCUCCUUUUGAUUGGAAGUCUCAAUUGCUAGAAUUAGGGAUUGAAUAAUUCUCUGGUAGAUUUUACCAUGAGCAUUUGCAGCACCUCCCACUGUCUACAUGUUUCAUGAAAUCUAGUUAAAUCUUGGUUCGGCUACUGUCAUGGCAUUCCACCUUUCAUGGCUUACCAAAUUGUCCAUAUGGACAUGUUAGUCCUUUCCCUUGGAAAAUAAUUGCUUUUCCAUAGAAAUUUUGGGACUUGGGAGAAGUUGUUUCAUGCUCAGAAUGUUGGGAGAACUGGCGUACUUUGUUUGCAUUACUGGCUAAGUAUUGAUUAAUCAUGCCGGCGUGCCCCAUAUUUUUAUCUUACAAUGCAUGGUUUGUGCACCAA